CCUCUUCUUUUCCCUCCUUCUUCUCCCUUCACUUUACCGAUUCACCUCUCUUUCUCUCUGCCACAUUUCAGUUCCUCAAACUUCACCACCUCCCCUCUCUUUGUUUUGAGUAUUUGGGAAAAGUAUCAGAGACGUUGAAGAUUGCAGGUUCCUUCAGAGAUUAUUAAAAGACUAAUAGCAACAAAGUAAAAAGUUAGGCUUAUGGCGACGGAAUUGUCAGAGGGAGAAGAAGAAGGGAAAGUUACUGGUGGGAAUCAGGUGCUGAUAGUGGAAGAUGACCUUAGAGAAAUGGGGAAAAAGGCUGCCUGGAGUGUAAGCUCUUGCAAGCCCGGCAAUGGCAUCUCUGCCCUCCGUGAUGAGAACCUCGAGACCUAUUGGCAAUCAGAUGGUGCACAACCUCAUUUGGUUAAUAUUCAAUUUCAGAAGAAAGUUAAGCUUCAAUUAGUUGUUCUUUAUGUGGAUUUCAAGCUUGAUGAGAGCUACACACCCAGUAAGAUCUCCAUUCGUGCUGGCGAUGGUUUCCACAAUCUGAAGGAGAUAAAAACUGUGGAACUUGUCAAGCCAAGUGGUUGGGUAUAUCUGUCCUUGUCUGGAAAUGAUCCUAGGGAAACUUUUGUCAACACUUUUAUGUUGCAAAUUGCUGUGUUGUCAAACCACCUGAAUGGGAGGGAUACUCAUGUGCGGCAGAUCAAAGUUUACGGCCCUCGACCGAACCCUAUACCGCAUCAACCAUUUCACUUUACUUCAAGGGAGUUCAUUACCUACUCUUUUGUGAGAUGAGAGAAGCAUGCAGUUGAUAGCCUGAUCAUAUUAAUAACCAUGAGGAUAUAUCUCUAGUCAUGUAUAGUUACAUUUGAUUUUCUCAAUACCAAAGUUGGGUGGGUUUUCAAUUGAUUGUUUUUAGCACGAAUUGGGAGGCCAUUUUUCCUCACAUUCCUGACAUCUUGGGAAAAUUCUAUGGAAUUUUCGUGUUGU
Molecule: messenger RNA, 975 nt
Organism: Quercus lobata
Lineage: Eukaryota; Viridiplantae; Streptophyta; Magnoliopsida; Fagales; Fagaceae
Gene: APC10
Product: anaphase promoting complex 10
Exons: 7
Coding region: 202-780 (192 amino acids)
Biological process (GO): anaphase-promoting complex-dependent catabolic process; protein K11-linked ubiquitination
Cellular component (GO): anaphase-promoting complex
Source: RefSeq, a predicted model, not a curated record